Messenger RNA from Boeremia exigua, 819 nucleotides. RefSeq lists its product as uncharacterized. The transcript has a single exon. The coding region runs from base 17 to 634 and encodes 205 amino acids. The record is from RefSeq and is a predicted model, not a curated record. NCBI's taxonomy places the organism in Eukaryota, Fungi, Ascomycota, Dothideomycetes, Pleosporales, Didymellaceae. Gene Ontology annotation, molecular function: zinc ion binding.
CUUCACAAAAGCCAAAAUGGCUAGCAACUUUCUGAGCUCACAAUGCUGCGCCGUCCUCGCCAGCGCAGAUGACGAGUGCCCCAUUUGCCGACUUAAUUUCGUCGGUGACGACGAGAAGGCUGUCUCAACCCCUUGCAGCCACGUCUUUCACCCAGAGUGUCUUCAAAAAUGGUUUGAAUCUCAGACAGGGCAAGCGACGUGCCCUAUGUGCCGCGCGGUAUUGUUCAAUAUCACAGAAGUCGGUGCCGUGGAGGAGAUAGAGCAAGAAGACCCUCUGGGCUGGGAAGGACUGGCUUCGGCCUACGACGAGAUGACCCUCGAUAGGAUGUACGAGGCCAUUGACUUCCAUCUCCCUUUCCUCACGCGACUCACGCCCAAUUGGGAGCGCUAUGUGGAGACGGCUUUGCGAACCACCUUGCACCUCAGAGGCUGUUCGCCGCGCACUGCAGCCGGGUUCGUGAUGGUAGUGGCCACCCUCCAAGCCAUGGCUGAGCUUGCAGAAUACCAGAAUGAGGGUAUUGGGGAGUACCAGAGGGUCAUCGACAUCCUCAAUGAGCAUGAAGCCGAGGGCACGAUCGACGACGCCUACGAGGAAGCCGGGCUUAGUACCGUGAUCUCUCGGAUCUUGGUUUAAAGGACUGUAGCGCACAAGCGGGGAUUAAAGAUGCGGUGAUGACGGAUCGCAUAUUCUGUAUGGUCUAUUUUCAUAGUUUGUAGCCUGUAUUCUCGAUUAAUGUUCAAAUUGUUUUCACAACCAAAUCAGCGACAACGUCAAAUCAAAUUCUGCACUCUGGAAUACACCCAAUCGCUCACCUAAAG